UUCCCUACAAGUUCUUCUCGGACCCUUCCACCAUCAAUGAGAAACGGAAGCAGCGCCGGAUCCGCACCACUUUCACCAGUUCGCAGCUGAAGGAGCUGGAGAGGGUCUUCGCUGAGACCCACUACCCGGACAUUUACACCCGGGAAGAGCUGGCCCUCAAGAUAGACCUCACCGAAGCCAGAGUCCAGGUCUGGUUCCAGAACCGCCGGGCCAAGUUCCGGAAGCAGGAGCGUGCGGCCAACGCCAAGGGCCAGAACGGCAACGGGGGCUCCUCCUCGUCCGGCAAGAAGGCUGACCCACGUUCUUCCUCCGAGGACGACGAGUCCAAGGAGUCCAACUGCAGCCCGACCCCGGACAGCACGGCCUCCUUGCCCUCGGCCGGCAGCCUCAACAGUCCUGGCGGAGGGGGCAGCCUCAGCCCCAGCCCAGGCAGCGGUCAGCCUGGCAUGGGCUCCGGCCACGGUGCUCAGGUCCUCAAGAACCAGGCCCUGUGGGCCGGGGUCAGCACCAGCAGCGGGGCCAACGCGGCCGACCUCCUCAAGGCCUGGCAGCCGGCCGAAGCCAUGCCGGGGCCCUUCUCCGGCGUCCUGUCCUCCUUCCACAGGAAGCCCAACCCGCUCAAGGCCAACCUCUUCUAACCGGCCACACGCGGCCACCAACUCCACCGAGUGUCCUGGGAAAAGGACCGUGCAACUGACUCUUGGAAGGGACACAAAAGGUUGCCAACUCCAUCGAGGAUCUUGGGAUAAUGAUUCACUCCAUCCAAAGCCCUUCUGUAGCUGCUGCUUGGGGAAUGGAUACUCCGGAAGCUGAAAGGGAAUGACAGCCGUCGUCUCUUCACCUAUAAUUCCAGCCAAGUGACCAACUACUGGACUUGUUCUUCUUCUUAUGUUUAUUUAUACCCCGCUUUUUGUCUUCACAAAACCUGAAGGCCACAAAAGGUCACCGACUCCGUCAAGUGUCCUGGGAAAAAGACUCUUCCUUCCUGACCACGCAACUGACUCUUGGAAGGGACACCAAAGGUUGCCAACUCUAUCAAGGAUCUUGGAAUAAUAGUUACUCUCCAUGCAUCCACAUCCCAUCUAUAGCUUCUGCUUUCGGUAUCAAUGGGACCAUGCUUCAGGGAAUGACUUCUCCUGAAGCUGCAAGGGCAUGACAGCCGUAGUCUCUUCCACAUCUGUAUUUCCAGACAAGUGACCAACUACUAGUUCUUCUUCUUCUUCUGUUUAUUUAUACCCCACUUGUUCUCUCCACAACCAACCUGAAGGCCACAAAAGGUCACCAAGUCCGUCACGUGUCCUGGGAAGAGGACUGACCACGCAACUGACUCUUGGAAGGGACACCAAAGGUUGCCAACUCCAUUGAGGAUCUUGGAAUAAUAGUUCUUCCUCUCCAUCCAUCCACAGCCCUUCAGUAGUUGCUGCUUUCGGUACCAAUGAGGCCACACUUUCAGGAAUGGAGAAUCCAGAAGCUGAAAGGGAAUGACAGCUGUAGUCUCUUCCUUAUCUGUAGCUCCAGCCAAGUGACCAGCUACUGGAUUUGUUCUUCUUCUUAUGUUUAUUUAUACCCCACCUUUUCUCUCCACAACCAACCUGAAGGCCACAAAAGGUCACUGACUCCAUCAAGUGUCCUGGGAAAAAGACUCUUCCUUCCUGACCAUGCAACUGACUCUUGGAAGGGACACAAAAAGUUGCCAAUUCCAUUGAGGAUCUUGGAAUAAUAGCUCCACAGCCCUUCUGUAACUUUAGGUACCAAUGGGACCACGCUUUGGGGAAUGACUUCUCCUGAAGCUGCAAGGGAAUGACAGCGUCGUCUCUUCAUCUAUAAUUCCAGCCAAGUGACCAACUACUAGACUUGCUCUUCUUAUUGGAAGGGACACAAAAGGUUGCCAACUCCAUUGAGGAUCUUGGAAUAAUAGUUCCUCCUCUCCAUCCAUCCAUCCAUUGCCUUUCUGGAGCUGCUGCUUUCGGUACCAAUGGGACCAUGCUUCAGGGAAUAACUUCUCCUGAAGCUGUAAGGGCAUGACAGUCGUAGUCUCUUCCACAUCUGUAUUUCCAGCCAAGUGAAACUACUGGACUUGUUCUUCUCCUUCUUAUGUUUAUUUAUACCCCACUUGUUCUCUCCACAACCAACCUGAGAGUCACAAAAGGUCACCGACUCCAUCAAGUGUGCUAGGAAAGGGACUCUUUCUUCCUGACCACACGACUGACUCUUGGAAGGGACACAAAAGGUUGCCAACUCCAUCGAGGAUCUUGGAAUAAUAGUUCCUCCUCUCCUUCCAUUCACAGCCCUUCUGUAGUUGCUGCUUUCGGUACCAAUAAGACCACACUUUCAGGAAUGACUUCUCCUGAAGCUGCAAGGGAAUGACAGCAUAGUCUCUUCAUCCAUAAUUCCAGCCAAGUGACCAAUUACUGGACUUGUUCUCCUUUUUCUUACAUUUAUUUAUACCCCACUUUUUGUCUCCACAACCAACCUGAAGGCCACAAAAGGUCACCGACUCCAUCAAGUGUCCUGGGAAAAAGACUUCCUUCCUGACCAAGUUAUUGACUCUUGGAAGGGACACAAUUUGUUGCCAACUCCACCAAGAAUCUUUGAAUAAUAGUUCCUCCUCUCCAUCCACUCACUGCCCUUCUGUAGCUGCUGCUUUCAGUACCAAUGGGACCAGACUUUCGGGAAUGGCAAAUACGGAAGCUUCAAGGGAACGACAGCCAUCAUCUCUUCCUUAUCUAUAACUCCAGCCAAGUGACCAACUUCUAGGUCACCUUAACCUAGGUUCUAGGUCACCUUAACCAACUUGAUGGCCAUAAGAGGUGUCCCAGAAAAACCACUUCCUGGACACUCAACUGGCUCUUGGAAGAGCAAGGACCACAAAUGGUUGUUGUAUGUUUUCCGGGCUGUAUGGCCAUAUUCCAGAAGUAUUCUCUCCUGACGUUUCACCCACAUCUAUGGCAGGCAUCCUCAGAGGUUGCGAGGACCACAAAUGCUUGCCAACUCCACUGAAGAUCUUGGAAUAAACAUUCCUCCUUUCCAUCAGUCUAUUGACAGCCCUUAUGUAGCUGCUACUUUCUGGCCAUACUUUGGGCAAUGGCUUCUCCUGAGGCUGCAAGGGAAUGGCUGACAUUGGCUCUUCCACAUCUAUAUUUCCAGCCAACAAUGACUAUUAUUAUUAUUAUUAUUAUUAUUAUUAUUAUUAUUAUUAUUAUUAUUAUUAUUAUUUAUACCCCCCUUUUCUCUCUGCACGGAGACUCUUGACCAACCUGAGGGCCACAAAAGGUCCUGGGACCACUUAACUGACUCUUGGAAGAGCGAAGGCCACAAAUGGUUGCCAACUCCAUUGAGGAUCUUGGAAUAAUAAUUCCUCCUUUCCAUCUGUCCAUCCACAGUCCUUCUGUAGCUGCUACUAUCUGGAAGGAGACCCUUGACCAACCUGAGGGCCACAAAAGGUCACCAAGUCCAUCAAGUGUCCUGGGAAAAGGACUCUUCCUUCCUGACCUUAUAACUGACUCUUGGAAGAGCAAAGGCCACAAAUGGUUGCCAACUCCAUUGAGGAUCUUGGAAUUAUAAUUCCUCCUUUCCAUCCAUCCACUGCUCUUUUGUAGCUCCUGCUUUCUAUACCAAUGGGACCACCCUUGUAGGAAUGGCGAAUUCAGAAGCUGCAAGGAAAUGACAGCCAGCAUCUCUUCCAUAUCUGUGGCUCUAACCAAGUGACCAACUGAUGGACUGCCUCUCCUGAUGGACAUCCCAUCCCUGGAAGACUUGCCCAUGGACUGACCUUUGCAAGCCUCUCCUGAUGGACAUCCCAUCCCUGGAAGUCUUGACCCAAUGUCCUCGAGUCAAUGGUUUCCUCAUCCGGCGUGAAGGAGAGAUUCACAACGCAAAAGAAAGCCAUCUCAGCGCAAUGGUGAGACUUUGGAGACCAGCAUUUGAGUCUCCACUUGGCCAUGGGAGGUCACACUGUCUCAGCCACAGAAGGAAGCAAAGGCUGAUGCCCUUUGAGCAAAGGAAACACUGUGAUGGGGCCACCGAAUGAGUAGGAGGCACAUGACAAUAAUAACAAAGUGCUUCAAAGGAACUCUUUUUGCUUUUUCUGCGUUGGAUUUCUCCUUGGGAAGAACCGAAUGCCUUGAUAAUGUCAACACAAGUCUGCAGUUCUCAGUGAGGAAAUGGUUUUGCAUUCUGCUCCUUCUCUGGUGACUUCUUGCCUUGUUUAGGUAAGGCUUCUCAAGCUAUCCUGUGUGAGUUUUCUCCCCAUAACGUGCCAGGGACUGAUACCCUACUUGUGCCAUAUUGUGUCCAGACUUCUUUGGAAACUCCCUGUGGACCACUAGCCAAGGGCUCAUGGACUGGCACCAGUCUGGUUGAGGCCACAAGGGCCUUGGUUCCUCCAAUUGCCAAUGAUUUAUUAGAAGUCUAUGGCUGUCUACUGCCACGUGAAAAAGAAAGGAGAAAUUGAGAUUUCCGCAAGGGCUAGUGAGCAAUUCGGAGACCUGAAGCCUUCUUUGAGUUGGAGUAAAAGAUCCACAUUUCCAUUUCGAGGUGUUUUGGAUCAAACCUUCAGCUUUGAUCCAUCAGGACAAUAUUGUGUCAGGACAAGUAACAUCAUUGACUGGAAGCAAGCACAUGGGAAUGCUAGAUGAUGUGCCACAAUCCGAACGGGACCAAUCUUCCUUCCAUUUGACCAUUUCCGAACCAAACUGGACCAAUCUUCCUUCCAUUCCACAUUCCCACACCGUCUUCUUCCUUUCCAGAUGUCAGGGCUUCCUUUGGACUUUACAGAGGACACCUUGCUCCUAUCUUGUCUCCUCCAAAAUGGAGAUGUUGGAAAGGGGCGCAUUUUGAACCUUUCCAUGGCAACAUUUGGACUUUAAACGGAGACUGUUUUUGUGAACUCUGGGAGAGAGAAAAAAUGCAAAGCCAGAGGAGGCAGGAAACCCUUCUGGCUGAAGAAAGCUCCUUUUGGGAAGAACCUAUAUCAAAAGCCCUCCUUGACCUUCGUGUGCUGCUGGUAAAUAUACGAGGGUUGAAUGAAAAGUAAUGCCUCCACCUUCAUAACUCCUCAACAGAUGGCAGUACUGGUAUGUGGCAGGGACCGGCUUGUUCAGUAGACUCUCCUCUACAGUUCCAUUUGGUGGGAAGCCUUAGCAUUGAACGGUUGUGUUGUUAAAGUGCCAAGUAUGGAACCCUGCACAGACGGGGAAGCCUUAUCAUUGAACUGUUGUGUUGUUAAAGUGAAAAGUAUGGAAUCCUGUGCAGACGGGGAAGCCUUAGCAUUGAACGGUUGUGUUGUUAAAGUGCCAAGUAUGGAACCCUGUGCAGACGGUCGGUCAGUGCAACUUAAGCAAUGUGCAGUCAUUGAAUUCAUGACGGCAGAAGGUGUCACCCCAAAGGAGAUUCCUCAGAGAAUGCAAGCUGCUUAUGGUGAUUGUGUGGAUGUGAGUGCUGUGCAUCAUUGGGUGAGUAAGUUUAAAAAUGUUGAGGUGGGAACAUCUGCUGUCAAGAAUUUAAUGACUGCAUGUUGCUUAAGCUGCACUGACCGACCGUCUGUGCAGGGUUCCAUACUUCGCACAUUAACAAUACAACCGUUCAAUGCUAAGGCUUCCCCGUCUGCGCAGGGUUCCAUACUUCACACUUUAACAACACAACCGUUCAAUGCUAAGGCUUCCCCGUCUGCGCAGGGUUCCAUACUUCGCACUUUAAGAACACAACCGUUCAAUGCUAAGGCUUCCCCGUCUGCGCAGGGUUCCAUACUUCACACUUUAACAACACAACCGUUCAAUGCUAAGGCUUCCCCGUCUGCGCAGGGUUCCAUACUUCGCACUUUAACAACACAACCGUUCAAUGCUAAGGCUUCCCCGUCUGCGCAGGGUUCCAUACUUCACACUUUAACAACACAACCGUUCAAUGCUAAGGCUUCCCCGUCUGCGCAGGGUUCCAUACUUCACACUUUAACAACACAACCGUUCAAUGCUAAGGCUUCCCCGUCUGCGCAGGGUUCCAUACUUCACACUUUAACAACACAACCGUUCAAUGCUAAGGCUUCCCCGUCUGCGCAGGGUUCCAUACUUCACACUUUAACAACACAACCGUUCAAUGCUAAGGCUUCCCCGUCUGCGCAGGGUUCCAUACUUCGCACUUUAACAACACAACCGUUCAAUGCUAAGGCUUCCCCGUCUGCGCAGGGUUCCAUACUUCGCACUUUAACAACACAACCGUUCAAUGCUAAGGCUUCCCCGUCUGCGCAGGGUUCCAUACUUCACACUUUAACAACACAACCGUUCAAUGCUAAGGCUUCCCCGUCUUCGCAGGGUUCCAUACUUCGCACUUUAACAACACAACCGUUCAAUGCUAAGGCUUCCCCGUCUGCGCAGGGUUCCAUACUUCACACUUUAACAACACAACCGUUCAAUGCUAAGGCUUCCCCGUCUGCGCAGGGUUCCAUACUUCACACUUUAACAACACAACCGUUCAAUGCUAAGGCUUCCCCGUCUGCGCAGGGUUCCAUACUUCACACUUUAACAACACAACCGUUCAAUGCUAAGGCUUCCCCGUCUGCGCAGGGUUCCAUACUUCACACUUUAACAACACAACCGUUCAAUGCUAAGGCUUCCCCGUCUGCGCAGGGUUCCAUACUUCACACUUUAACAACACAACCGUUCAAUGCUAAGGCUUCCCCGUCUGCGCAGGGUUCCAUACUUCACAUUUUAACAACACAACCGUUCAAUGCUAAGGCUUCGUCUGCGCAGGGUUCCAUACUUCGCACUUUAAGAACACAACCAUUCAAUGCUAAGGCUUCCCCGUCUGCGCAGGGUUCCAUACUUCACACUUUAACAACACAACCGUUCAAUGCUAAGGCUUCCCCGUCUGCGCAGGGUUCCAUACUUCACACUUUAACAACACAACCGUUCAAUGCUAAGGCUUCCCCGUCUGCGCAGGGUUCCAUACUUCACACUUUAACAACACAACCGUUCAAUGCUAAGGUUUCCCCGUCUGCGCAGGGUUCCAAACUUCGUGCUUUAACAACACGACUGUUUAACAACCCUGUUGUUAAAUACACUUUAACAACACAACCGUUCAAUGCUAAGGCUUCCUGCCAAAUGGAACUGUAGAGGAGAGUCUACUGAACAAGCCAGGACCUGCCGCAGACCAGGACUGCCAUCUGUUGAGGAGUUACGAAGGUGGAGGCAUUACUUUUCAUUCAACCCUCAUAUCAAGGGCAUCAUGACCCCGCUUACAAGCCCUUUGGACUGAACAUCUGUAUGGGACCCCUGGUCGGUGUGUGAGAUUCUGCUCCAGAUGGUAAUGUGUGUAAGAUUUAUUGCAAACAUGGGAAAGUUUUUGUUUGUGUGUGUUUGGGGUGCGGCUGUGUUUGGAUGCUCUCUUGCUCCUUUCGCCGGGAGAUCAGGCACAAAUUGGGCAUUGAUUCCAGAGUCUCCAAGCCUUGUUGAGGUCACUAAAUGUGAGCCAGGAUCGGUGGAAACAUAGGGCUAGGUCUUUCAACAAAUACAUGCACAGGAACAUCUGGAAGGGACACAUCUGGCCUUGUGCAGAGGUUGAGAGCUUCCACGGUGCUUGGAAUAAAGUGCCAAUCAAACUCUCUUGUGGUUUCACAAAACAAUUUGGCUGGUGGUUGAUGCAACUCCAUAGUCGUGUUCCUGCUCAUGUGCCAUGUUCUUGGGCAAGGGGAAAUGAUGCACAGGGGCUUUAUCUGCAAUCUUAGCCCACAUCUGCACCAACAAUUUAAUGCAGUUCGAAGCUAGCUUCAAACUUGUGAUGGCCAAGGGUGCAAAAGAAAGCCCAUGGUUUGUUUCCAUCCUCAUUCAGGCCACAAACACAGCCCAGGAUUUCAAGUGGAAUCUUCUUGAGACCAAUUGUGUUGUGCCAUGGAUUGGACUUUGCCUCCCAUCAGCCCAGCUCGGCCAACGAUAAUGGAUUAUGGGAUAUGCAGCUCCAAGCAUCAAAAGUUGGAGACUCACUGUGACAAGGCUGAAUUUAUUGGGCUGAGAGUGUGGCACUCCCUCAAUCCAAUAGCCAAUGUGGGAUCUCCAAAGUUACCUAUUUUGGACGAAUGUUGCUGCGCCGAGCUUGUUUCCUUUUAGUUUCCUUCCUUUUUAAAAAAAAAAACCAAAACAAAGAGACCCGUUCUGUAAUUUAUUGAUAUCAUUUGCAAACUGUUAUGCUAAUCCAAAUAAACUUAAUUUAUUGAAGAA
Messenger RNA from Anolis carolinensis (green anole), 8207 nucleotides. It is a transcript of the gene phox2a, whose product is annotated as paired like homeobox 2A. Gene Ontology annotation, biological process: regulation of transcription by RNA polymerase II. Gene Ontology annotation, molecular function: RNA polymerase II transcription regulatory region sequence-specific DNA binding; DNA-binding transcription factor activity, RNA polymerase II-specific. NCBI's taxonomy places the organism in Eukaryota, Metazoa, Chordata, Lepidosauria, Squamata, Anolidae. The record is from RefSeq and is a predicted model, not a curated record.